AUGUCGGGAGGAAGAAGUAUCGACAAGGAGCGCAAGUCGCCGAGGGAAAGUGGGGAGGAUUCCGAGGAUGAGAGCGAAAUUCUCGAAGAGAGUCCCUGCGGGCGCUGGCUCAAACGUCGUGAAGAGAGUGAACACUCACAUUUCAUUUCGGAAUAUCCAGACUCCAUGUACUUUUGGUUGAUAAUCUUCAGAUUUGGAAAUGAAGAGAGUGCUCUAAUGUACGUAGCAGAAAUGAUAUGGUUUUUGUUUCGUCCUAAAGCAGUAUCAGAGUAA
Messenger RNA from Parnassius apollo (apollo), 273 nucleotides. The record is from the annotation of a GenBank genome assembly. Lineage: Eukaryota; Metazoa; Arthropoda; Insecta; Lepidoptera; Papilionidae.